Molecule: messenger RNA, 4001 nt
Organism: Pantherophis guttatus
Lineage: Eukaryota; Metazoa; Chordata; Lepidosauria; Squamata; Colubridae
Gene: COPE
Product: coat protein complex I subunit epsilon
Biological process (GO): retrograde vesicle-mediated transport, Golgi to endoplasmic reticulum; endoplasmic reticulum to Golgi vesicle-mediated transport; intra-Golgi vesicle-mediated transport
Cellular component (GO): COPI vesicle coat
Molecular function (GO): protein binding; structural molecule activity
Source: RefSeq, a predicted model, not a curated record
UUUGAAAAAGAACCGUUCGCAAUGGCGGCUCCCGCGGGUUCCGGAGAGGCUGACGAGCUUUUCGACCUGAGGAACAACUUCUACAUCGGGGCCUUUCAGGCGGCCAUCAACGAGGCGCAGCGAGUCAAGGAUGGGAUUGAGGUAAACAAGAAGCAAGCCGAAGAGCUGACAACAACGAAUCCAACCAGGCAGACGAGCUCAGUGCCAAGCGAGAUGACCAGGAUGUCUACUUUUACACCGCCAACGCCUUUCGACCCAGCCAGAGAGAAGUGGGGGUCGUACAUGGCUCGGUUCGAAUGCUUCCUGGAGGCUAACGACCUACACAGAACCUCUCCGACAACAGAAAAAGAGCUCUCUUCCUGAGCCACUGCGGCCCCGAAGUCUUCGACAUGGCUGAGUCACUAUUUGAGCCGACCCCGGUUCAGUCGGUACCAUGGCAGGCUUUACAAGCCUCACUAAAGGCACACUACGCCCCGGUAACCUCCAAAUUCGUCCAGAGGUAUGAGUUCCGGCAACGGCUGCAACGAGAGGGAGAGCCGAUCAGCACUUACAUGGCCGCCCUGCGCAAGGCCGCCAAGCACUGCGAGUACCAAGACCUCGAUGAAGUGCUCCUAGAGCAACUAAUCUGCGGCAUUGGAGAUAUUCGCCUACAGAGAAGACUUCUGGCCAGGUCAAAUCUGACUCUACCCAUCGCUCUUGAUGAAGCAAGAGCACACGAAUCCUCCACCAAGGCUGUGGAGACCCUGCAACGACUAGCACCAUCGCAGACAAUGCACAAGUCAGCCCCAGUGCACAGUGAAGUAACCCAGACCGACAGCGAAGAAGAGUUGGACGAAAACGUCUUCCAAACAGAAAGGCACAGACGUGAGCGGAGAGAGCGUCGAGAAGACUGUGCGAGCUGCGGAGGGUCACACCAACAGCAGACCUGCAAGUUCAGAGACUCCAUCUGCAGACAUUGCGAUAAAAAGGGGCAUUUGGCAAGGGUGUGCAGGGCAAGUCUACCAUCCAGCCAUAAGCCGAAGAGUGGUCCUAGUCAAUCCAAGCCAGCGGGGCACAAAAGAGCCAACAAAUAUGGCGAUCCAAAAAAGGCGCGAAUCUCAAAAGUCAUUAACUCCAGUGCUAAAGGUCUUUCAGGCGAAAAUUGAAUGGUCUUCAGCAUGGCACUAGGGUCAUGCUGAAGACCAUUUAUUAUUGGUUAAGAAUAAUCGAGAUGGAGGAAGGGAGGUUACCAAAGCUAGCGCUAAUAGAUCAGUUUAUCUCAAGUUAUAAAAAUAAUUGGUUAUCAAGCGUUCUGAAGCAGGUAUGUAGCUCUGGUAUUCCUUUAAAUUGGCAGCAGUACGAUCAUAGGCAGAUCCGAAAUUGGCUUGCACAGAGAUUUAAGGACAUAAGUGCACAAUCGGAUAUUGCACAGGUGACAGCAGUAAAAGUUUGCCCCGGUUAUCGGCCAAUAAACAAAUCUUUAAAAUAGAAAAAUAUUUAACUCUGCCUUUGUUUCCCGUCAUAAGGAGAUAUUUUAUCAAAUUGAGAUUAGACCAACUUCAAACAAACAUGCUUUGGGGUAGGUAUAAGGGUAUCCCUGUAAGUGAAAGAGUCUGUUUAUGUGGGAAGGGGGAAGUUGAAACAAUGUCCCAUGUAAUUUUUGACUGCCCCCUGUACUCAAAUUUGAGGGAACAUCAGCUGGGCAGGAUCUUUUACGCCAGCACCCCUAAGUCUAAAGAGCGCUUCUUGCAACAUUGUUGUUAGGUUCUAACUUGCAGCUGGUGAAAUGGAUUGCCAAAUUUGCUGUAAAAUUGAUGGAAAAAAGGACAAAGUUGGUGCAGCAGAAUGUAAUAGACUGCAGGAAAGAUCACUUGAUUUAAUAAUGUAAUUCUAAUAGUAGUUUUAAGACUGAUUGGGUAGAUGCAGGGGUGACAUUGUAAUAUAAUUUUAAUCAUAUUUAAUUUGCAUCUCAAAUUAUUGUAUUCUAUUCUGAUUUCAUUCUAGAUCGUAUUUUACUCUAAUUUCAUUUUAAAUCGUGUUUUAUUCCUAUUCCAAUUUCAUUUUAAAUUGUUUCUACCAAACUUUUGUAAUAAUUGUUUCUGGAGCGCUGCACUUUGAUAUGGCCCAAGGGCUAAUCAAUAAAUAAAGAUUGAUUGAUUGACCUCAAAAGUCACGAGACCUGCAGCACCACAGUAGGUCAAGCAAGUACCGCCGCCGUAGAAAAGAAGGUACACAGCGUGGUGGAAAUAGAAGGUGCCUAUUGUGGGGUGAUCGUGUCAUUGUACCCUUAUGCUUAAGGAAAAAGGUUUUGCGUAUCUUACAUGACGGGCACCCCGGAAUUGUUAGGAUGAAAGGGCUAGCCAGAAGCUACAUUUGGUGGCCACAAAUGGACAACAACAUUACCGAGUGGGUGGAGAAGUGUCAGCCCUGCCAAGAGUCCAGGCCAGAUCCCCCCGCAGCGCCAGUGAGGGAAUGGGAACGACCCCAAGGGCCCUGGUCUAGAAUCCACAUAGAUUUCGCAGGCCCCUUUCACGGCCAAACAUUUUUGGUCAUUGUCGACGCCUAUUCCAAAUGGCUCAGAAUCAACGUAAUGCAAUCCAUGACAUCCAAAGCGGUAAUCAAGGUGCUUCGGAAACACUUCGCCGCCCAUGGGCUACCCGAUACCCUCGUAUCAGACAACAGUCCCCAGUUUACUGCUACCUAAUUCGAGGGGUACCUAGCGGAGUUGGGAAUCAGGAAUGCACUUUCUGCAUCUUUUCAUCCGGCCAGUAACGGCCUGGCUGAAAGGUUCGUGAGAACAGCCAAGGAGGCACUCUCACGGCUAGACGCUGGGACUGGCAGGCCAGAGUAGACAAGUUUCUGGCUGCCCAACAUGCCACACCAUGCACUGCCACUGGGCACAGUUCGGCGGCCGAACUCCUGAUGGACAGAAAACUUAAGUGCAUGCUGCACUGGCUACACCCCAAUUAUUCCCCGGAUGGUUUCAAGGGAGCCGAUGGGAAGCUGAGGGAAUUCCAGAUAGGGAUACCCGUGUUUGCCAGAAAUUAUGCCAAUGGGCCCCUAUGGUUAGCCGGGACUAUUUCUGACAUAACCGGUCCCAAGUCACACACAGUGGACAUGGGAGAUGGGAGAAUCUGGAGAAGGCAUGUAGAUCAAAUCCGAAAAAGUAGUCACAGAGCCAGAACCACAAUCAGUAACUCCAAUCCCUAACUACCAAACCUUUCCACGACAACUAGCUCACGCCCGAGAAGGUUGUGAGACUUAUUUGAGGACUUUGGUGUCCAGCAGCACCCCCCAGCGAGACGCUAGCCCCAGCUGAAGAAAUCAACGCCCCCGAAGUGAUCCAGGAGGUUCCAUUGGCGGAGCUGGGAGAGACAAAAGGUCCCUCUGACCAGCUCAACGCCACGCCUCAGACUGAACUGCACAUGUCAACUAGGCGUAGGGAACACCCUAGUCAACUGCGUGAUUUUGUAUGUAAAAAUGUAAAUAUUGAGCCUAAGUGUUCUCUGGGAAGGGAGGAGACUAAUGUAUAUGGUUUUGGCGGGAAGUUUAAAAGAACAAUAGCCCAUUGGUGAUUGGCUAACUCCGUGGCCGGAGAAGUAUAUAAGGGGAGCUGUUUUACUGUAUUUUUGCUGGAGUCACACUGUGAAUUAAAGAGCUGUUGUCACUGAAGUCCUUGUUUCUGCCUCCUCAUGCACCCAACUUAACAGGAAGGGAAGGGGAAUGGGAAAGAGAAGGAGAGGAAGAACGAAGAAAGUAAGAGGAGAGAGAGGAAGGAAGGAAGAGAAGGGGAGGAGAAGAAGAAAGGUUGUAGCAAAAUAAAGAAGGGUAAAUGGUAAAAGAGCAGCCCCGAAUAAGUAAAAAUUUAAAUUGAUAAUUAUAGUUAAAAGAUAAGAGGAAUGAAAAAUGGUGGAUAAAUGACUGUUCAUGUAAAUAUGUUUAUGAGAAAUAAAAAUAAAAAAUUUUUUGGAAAAAAAAUGUGGCCAUUUGAAAGAGAGAGAGAAAAAGAAUAAAUAGCAAUA